AUGUCAAGACUAGCGCCAUUUCGGUUCCUGGAUCUUCCAAAAGAGCUGCGAUUCAUAAUUUACGAAAACCUCUCAAUCUCGACCAAGGAAUGUCGGCUGCUGCCCUCCGAGUCUGGCUUCCACAUCGAACAACAAUCAACAAAGUUGCACAACAGUCAGCCCGCCAUCACUAUCAGCCUCCUCACUCUGCCCGUCCAAAUUCUCUCAACAUGCACACUCAUCCACUCGGAAGCAGUCCCCUUCCUCUCACGAAAACUAGACAAGAUUAGCGAAACCAUCCCGAAAAUCAUCAUAGACGCAGAGUGCCUCUACACAUUCGCCUUUCACAGCACGCAGGACCUGCUCCACGCCAUUCUGGACAAUCUAAACCAGCACCCCUUCUUCGCCCGCGGACCCGCAACCACCUCCUCAGCACCGAAAGAAACAGAGCCACGCCCGCAGUACCCCCAACAAGUCCACCAAUGGCUCGUCCAAACAUCACACCUCCUGCUCUCCCAGCCGCCCACCCUCAGCCCCCUUUCAGGCUUCAUGGGCACACGCACCUACCCCACCGUGCGGCUCGUGAUUGAAGUGCCCAGAGUCUGGAGAAACUGCGCGUACCGCGGUCUCGCUAUCGAGCCGCGAGUGCACGAUGGAACGCAGCCGCUGUAUUCGGCGAGUGUUACGAGUCGGUUGAGCGAGGUGUACAGCGGGUUGGCGGAAUAUACAAAGGGGCUCAAGCACGUCAAGAGCGCGGCGAUUGUGUUUGCGCAGGAGGAUGAGAGGGUGUUGACGCGGGAGGGGUUGGUGGUUAGGAAGACUGCGGCGUUGGAUUUUGGGAUAUGUAGGAUGGGGUAG
This is a messenger RNA of Ascochyta rabiei, 837 nucleotides long. RefSeq lists its product as uncharacterized. The coding region runs from base 1 to 837 and encodes 278 amino acids. The transcript has a single exon. NCBI's taxonomy places the organism in Eukaryota, Fungi, Ascomycota, Dothideomycetes, Pleosporales, Didymellaceae. The record is from RefSeq and is a predicted model, not a curated record.